Anopheles arabiensis is the source of this 11582-nucleotide messenger RNA. RefSeq lists its product as uncharacterized. Gene Ontology annotation, biological process: activation of GTPase activity. Bases 2704 to 11199 code for a protein of 2831 amino acids. NCBI's taxonomy places the organism in Eukaryota, Metazoa, Arthropoda, Insecta, Diptera, Culicidae. Gene Ontology annotation, molecular function: protein binding; guanyl-nucleotide exchange factor activity. The record is from RefSeq and is a predicted model, not a curated record. The transcript is spliced from 11 exons.
UCGAAAGGAAAGCAAAAUUGACGAGCAACAAACUUUCUUCAUCGUCGACAAUCGUUCGUCGUUGGUGGAACGGAUCCUCCUCCGUACAAUCACCCGUCCGCCUGAGGGCGCACUAUUAUUAAAUUGAUGAUCUUCGCUAAACCCUCCCCGCUCCCCCCAUCGGCAGCAAGGGCUAAGAUUAUUUACAGUCGAUGCGAAGAGGUUCCCUUUCGCCCUGUGCAAACGACCCCGACCGUCGCCGAUCGAUUAAUCAAUGAACAGAGCACAACCAUGCGCUCAGUGUGUUCGGCUUGGGACAGGUUUUCCCAUUUCCUUCCUUCCUGUGGGAAAUGUCGGUCACAAGGCGCGAGACUGUGUUUGCAUUAAGUGCGCUCCGCAGACAAGAAUCAUGGAAAGUGUGAAAGACCCCAGCCCAGUGUAGUCGCGCGUCUCGGAAAACUCUACACCAGCGGGAUGAAAUAUUGCCCAUGUCUAAAAGGUAAAAGACAGCGACAACUCUCGGAUCAAGCGUGCCAAUGAUGUCGACGCUACAGCAGCCAAUCGUACGCCACCGUGAAGUUUGCUCGGUUGAUUUGCAAGUUGACGCACAUUUUGUCACACUUUUCCCUCGACCGUGCAGAUACACGUUCGCCGAUGCUUAUGACCUAGCCCUAGUGGAUCGGCGCACGGCCGUCCUACGAUGUCCGCUGUUUGGCUGUGGAUAAUUAAAAAACGUGUACCUGGUCGGGCGGAACAACCGGUGGAAAUGGCUUCGGUUUAUCAUAUCGCGGAGAGCGGAAGAUAGCAGUAGGCAAGGUUGUUGGUACGUGUGAUGACAUAUAUUUGCCUCGCUAAUGGGAUGCUUCCCGCGCGCUGUGUACUUACGCCGACUUUCGAUCAAACGAUGUCAACGGUGUAGCGUGUAGUGUACGGCAAACGUUUUCCCUCUGUCAUUGCACUCUGGUGAAUGUUUGCAGAAAUAGAUGUAUAGUACUUGUCGUUAAGAAUGGUUGCAACAUACCGAACUGGUCAACAAAAAUACCCGUGGAUUUAACGAUUUAUCUUGUACCUUCGAUUGAAGUGUCUCUUAGAAGGCAGAAGCUCGUUGGAAGCUUAUCACUGCAAACAAGUACCGGAACCCGCCUAUAAAGUAUCGCGACCUUGCGAUGAAAGGCACACACCCCUCAUUAAAGUGCUAUUCCUGGCCCCUCACUCGUCUGAAGGAGAUAUCAACCGGUGGCCUUGCAUCGUUCCAUUCGCUUGUACACCGUCCGCCUCCGGAAGAGAGUGAAAGUAUCGGGAAAGGGACUCGCAGAGUUUAAUCGAAUGCUGCCAAACUGGAUUGCCGCGGCACUGGUGGGUGCGGGCACGAUGGAUUUGAUUAUUAUUUUGACAGACCUACAACCGUUAUCGGCUCAGAAAGAAGCUGUACAAAUGCUCUGGCACUGAAGAGCUCCAAGACCGAUCCCACCUUCACCAGCAAGUCACACACACCAAGCAGGCGUUGAGAUCAUGUUGCUGCGAAGCUCUGUCACCGCGGGAUUGUGACGUUUCGCAUCGCGUGUCAACGUCCUUCGAGAACGGUACGGUGUGGAGAGCAAAAAGAACACUACCAUCACGAUUUCUAUUCAAAUUAAAACCCGCAGCUCCCACACAGAAACCGUUUGCUUGCUUGCUGGUGGUGGUGGUGGUGGACAACUCGCAAAUUGACUGCGCGUCCCACUUCACGUAUGUUUCGGCAUGCUAGCCAACGGGGCGUGUGUUAGUGUAUGAGUGUGAAAUUGCAAUAGAAAAAGGCUACUCUGAGUGUAAAUCACCAAUACCAACACAGAAGGGGGUGAUCUCAACACGAUCUGCCUGUACAAGAUUUAUGGCUGGAGGAUGGGGUUGAUUCUGAGAAGCAGCUUCGAUCAGCUUGUGCCGGAAGAGGAAUGGCUGCGAGAUGCGGUUUGCAGAUUAACUUUACGAGACUAUAAACAUUAUAACCAGAACACUUCUUCUUAUGCCUCUGUGGACUCUUUCGUCAUAAUCAGUGAUCAAAUCUUAACGUUGCAAAGUGAAACGAGUUGACGCAGAAAAUAAAACGCGUAAAAACCUGUUUGUGAACGUGUUAAUCGUGAAUCUACUGGCAAAGUGUGUGCUCCCGCGACAAGAAGUCUUUACGGUGAGUUUAGAGAAACCACACUAAAGUGUGUACUGAAGUGGUGACGUGUUGUUGUAAAAGUGUGAAAUAAGAUUCUGUUACGGUGUUUUUGUAUAUAUCUAUGUGCGUUUUGUGUGUUUGUAAAAUCGUAAAACAGUGCCCGCUAGUGCCGUUAAAACCGCCUCUUUGGCUGGAAGUGUAACGAGAUCUUUCGGUAAGUGUCACAUACGGUUCUGUUAGAAGAGUACGUUUAAAGUUGUUGUGUGUACAUACUGAGUUGCUGAUAAAGGUGUCUGCUUGUGGUUGGAAGAAAUUAAAUUCACCUUCUGUACAGUGAACAGGGGGCGUCCCCGUGGGUGUAGAAUUGUAAUUGUGUUCUAACGGAGUCCGUACGGAGUAGUGACUUGAAGUCAUACAAAGCUGCUGAAGCUGCUGCUGUUGCAUCCAACGACCAGUCUUGACCGGAUUGCAUCACCUCCCCUUUAAGAUCAUCCUCCAGAGUUAGACUGCCGAAUUCAAAAUGGGGUCGCUAAAAUUGCAAGAGGUGAAGUUCCUACCGAACCGGCGACGGAACGGAUGCAAUGAUGCAUAUCAAAAGCAGUCCCACCACACCGCUGGUGGCCGGUGAGAAGCGUCCAAAGAAGGAAUCUUCCCAGCCGCAAGACACUCGUAAGGUGUCCAGCUUCAUACAACGGUUCUACUUGUUUGGCAACAGCCCGAGCACACCGCACGGAGCGGAAGCGGAACCCGAAGCACCGAAGGUUAAGAAGACGAAAGUGUCCAACCAGCAGACGACCGGUGACACACAACCAAACUCCAAAUCAGCAGCAACCGCUAGACCCGGCAGCUCGCCGAGUACCGACGGUACCGUAUCGUCAUCAUCCGAGCCAUCUGAAGAGUUGAACCCAGUGCAGUAUCCUUCGUAUAGUGUCCAGCGGCUGCGACAGUUCUGGAACAACCGGCUGCUGUCGAAUCAGCAACCAACAGGAUCUUCCAUCGACACGCUAGUGAGAAAGGCGAAGAGUGCAACGAUCGGAGCACCAACUGGGGCAGCUGCCAGAACCGUUCUGCGUAAAUCACCUUCACCGAAGGCGAUCACACGAUUCCAACGCAACGGUUCUAUUACCCGGUCAGGCAGGCGUCGAUUCGGAACGCUCGACUGUUCCGAAAGUGUUCGUAGCGGGCUGGACGUUAACCUGCAGCGGUCUGCUCAACCACCGAAACGAUCGUCCCAUGCCGCCCUGCUCAGCCCCGAUCGGGAAGCUCAGCGCACGCUGGUAGAGAAGCGACCGUGCGUUGGAUCUACGCCGGUGACGGCCGGACCUAGUGCGCGAGAAUCUUUCCCACUGGCCGUUUCCACCCCGAAUGGUAGUCAGAUCCAUUGGGCACGUCGAACGGAACUGCUGGGGAUUCGUGCCCUCACGCAGGAGGAAAAGAAGCAGAGCGCCAAAAUGCCACUACGGGUAGAGAACUACGUGAAUAGUUACAUCGACGUGGACAUACAGAGCGUCGGUGGACAGGAUGAACCGACAAGAAAUGUGUCAGUCCCUGUGCAAGAACCACCAAAGGAUGCUUUGGAGAAGUUACCACCGAUCCCCAACACGUCUACCCCGGUCACCACACCGGCACGGCAACCCAGUACCUCUUCCCUGGGCCGGAAAGGCAACACUCCGACGCGUAAAAUCAGCUUCAUGAACAACAUUUCGCCCUACAAUCGUAAGCUGCUCGCCUGCAAUGGCACGAAGGUGGCCGCACUUACCAGCAAAUUCAAUCAAAUGAUCCAGCAGGACGCUGGAUUGCUUGCGCAGGUGCAGAAGCGCGGUGGCUAUCUGCACAAAUGCGGCAAUGUGGCUUACAAAGUGAUUGAAGAUCCUGGCAGCGAUGGAGUGUACGGCUUUACGUCGACGGGACGUAUGAGCAGUGUAAGAAGCAGCUUACGAAAGAAACAAUCAAACGCAUCGGCUACUUCCGGUGGAGGUGCGACUGCUGCUGCUACCACUGCCACUGCAACUGCUACUACUGCUGCAGGAACCGCUGGAAACCGUACGGACGAAAGUUCGGACGAAAUCUCCUCAUCAGCGUCGAGCAAAAACUCUUCACUUCGCAAAACGGGACUACGGAAGCGACCGAGUUUGCGGAAAAAUAUUUACCGCCGACCGGAGUGGGAAACGGGACGCAGUUCGCUCGGCGUGCGGAAAGUGCUGGAGAUGUUCGAGCCGAACCUGCACCAUGGGCGGGGCAAGCGGACGGAGAGCGGCGAUACGGGCAAACCGCCACCGGGGCGUAGUAAGCCGAAGGUACCGGACAAAAGCGAGCAAGUGUUGCAAAAAACGAAAGACUUCAAGUCGAAGAAGGUGGUAAGCGAGGUAGUGGAGAAGAGCAAUCGACGGGCUCUAAAUGAACAAGUAGAGGAGGUGCGUGGGGAUGUAGCGACUGCCAGUUCGGCGGACGAACAUGUCGUUGAUGGAUCUAGACAGGAAACAAAUGAUUCAUCUGCUGUUAGUAAGGAAGCUAAAAGCAAGGACGUAGUUGUCUCACCACAGGAAGCUAAAAAGGGAAGCAAUCAAAGCAACGGCAUUACAUCGAAACUACACAAGAACUCACCUAGAGAAGCUUCUAAUGCGAUUGUACCUUCGAAAGGAGAAAAUCUAAAGCCUACUGAGGUCCUAUCUGACGGUCACAGUAGCUUUGGAGAGCUCCAUCCUUCUUACAAUUGGAUGGAUGGAACAUAUGAUCAAAUCGAUCUUGAAGAACCCACUAAUGGAAAGGAGAUCUCCGCUGUUAGUAAACCGAACGAAAUGAUUUCCUCACAGAAGGUUCUGAAAGAGAAGGAAAAGAGCAAGAGUGCUGUAUCAAAGAUUCAAGAGCGUCUCACGUUCAGGUCGUCCAAGAAGGUCACUGUUGAAAAUACUGCCCCCAGAAAAGAGCCAUCGGAAGGAGUCGCAAAUCGUUCCGACCAUGUCUUAGGCGAGGAUCAAGCUGCAUACAGUUCUGUAGAGAAGGGAAGCAACCAAGUCACGGAAGAACCAUCACCGUACCAUGCUGUCAAAACCUCGACAGGGUCAAAUCAAGAACUUAUUGAUGUCCUGCCCGAUGGCGAUAGUAGCGAAAUUAAUGCAGCAUACAGUUCUGUGGAGAAGGGAAGCAAAAAAGUCACGGAAGAACCAUCACCGUACAAUUCUGUCAAAGCUUCGACAGGGGUAAAUCAAGAACUUACUGAGGUUUUAUCCGACGGCGAUAGUAGCUUUGGCGAGCUCCAUCCGUCUUAUAGCUGGAUGGAUGGAACAUACGAUCAGAUAGAUUUGGAAGAACCCACUAAUGGAAAAGAGAUCGCCGUCGCCACGACCGAAAUGAGUGCCUCUCAAAAGGAUCCGAAAGAGAAGGAAAAGGGCAAAAGUGCUGUAUCGAAGAUUCAAGAGCGUCUGACGUUCCGAUCAUCUAAGAAGGUUGCCGUUGAAAAUGCUGCUCCCAGAAAAGAGCCUUCCGAAGAAGUCGCUAUUCUUUCCGACGAUGACUUCGGUGAGAACCAUGCAGAAUAUAGUUUUUUAGAGAAGGGAAGCAAACAAGUAACUGAAGAACCAUCACCGCACGGUGCAGUCCAACCUGACAGUAGCCAAACGGAAACAGUUGUAACAACACCAAAGGAAGGGAAGGAGAAAAAGAGAAGCAAAAGCACUGUAUCGAAAAUUUACGAACGCUUAACGUUUCGAUCGUCCAAAAAGAUGGCGGCACCGAGUGAGCGGUCGGAUGAGGUAGUGAUCAUCCGGGAGGCAGAGGAUGCUAAUCGAAAGGCUCCCGGGCUCCGCCGAUCCUUUGUGUCGACGAUCGAGAUUCCGUCGAUACAUCCAGAUGAAAGGGCAGUAGCAUCACCUUCGCCAGAGGCAUCCAGAGAAGAGUCGACCGAAAAGGAUAGUUCUGAGCAGAAGAUACUCGAAGCGAUCAGUGCCGUUAGUCAGAGGAUUGAUAAUCUAUCAAAGAGCUUCAGUGAUUUAACGCUAACUGAUGACGAGAACACUCAGGCGAAACGUACAGCCGAUGCAGAACAGGAAGAAGAUGUUCAGCAGGUGCGUCCGAAUGCAUCCUUUCUGUUUCGCGGUAUGGGUUCGGCAGGAUCUAGAGCAGGGUUGGAUAGCAAGCACGCCAGUCAGCACAACAUCGUCGAAGCGGUCAAUACGGUCGUCAUCAACAAAUCGCUCUCGAUGGAUGAUCACCAUUUCCCUUGUGCACGGGGCGAAACGGGUAGAAUGAGCCUGAACGAGCGUUCGCGAGCACAGCGUGGCCUGGAGGAUGAUUACGAACCAGUCACCCAACCCGAGGAGAAGUUGCCGUCGGCAACAGGCUCCAAGUUCUGCUCCACACCUUCCAUAACGAUCGAUUUGUCCGAACUGACGAGCAAAAUAGAAUCGUUCGUGCACAAAUCAAAGCGCGAAUCAGACAACAUCUACCAGAGCAUUCCAAUAAAGUCCCAAGGGACAGGUAAUACCGCUCUUCUCCACCAGCCUGAGGAUGCCAUUAGCGUCAACAGUUACGAAUCGUUCGAAAACUACGAAUCGAUCGAGCAUGAGCUUCUUUCCAGCACACGGAAGCAAAAUCCCGAGAAAGCAUCCGGCGAAGAGGACACGUACGAGAUUUGCAGUCCACCGCCGGAGCUGCCACCCGCCCGGGAAGACUCUCGCAACGAUCUGACCCUACCACAACCAAAGCGCAAUCUAUCCUCGUCCCCCAAAACGCUACCGAAACACCUGCAGGUAACCUAUCAGUCCAACUACGAACGCAUCAAGUACAGCAAGAUCCCACCGAGACCACCGAAACCGGAGGAAGUCCCACUGCCGCCGCGUAACAGUUCCACUGCCAGCACUGGAGCAACGUCCAGCGCAGCGAACAUCAUGCUGGAAGCCAGUACGUCACACUCCUCCUCCACGGAACAAGCGUCGUCCGGCGCGGGCGGAGAUUUGCUGGACAAAUCACCCCACCGGCAGGAGCGCAUCUACGAGGAGAACAUCUACGACACGAUCCGCAGUGCGGACGGUGUCGACUAUGACGAUCCGGCCUGCGGUUCAGCGGAGCUGGACCCAACGCAGACAACGCAACCAGGUGGCAUUAGGGUGGGCCUAUCGUCCCGCGCACGCCAGCAACCAUCGCCGCCCGCCGAUAACGUAUCGCUCGUUUCAUCCAACUGCUACGAAUCGAUCGGACUGCGGCUGGAGUACGAGCGGAGCAUGAUGUUGGCGCGGCGCAACCUGGCCGGCGGUUCGACCACGACGCUGGCGUCCGAUCAAAUCACCAACAGCCUGUACGGUGUUACGGCCGGGCUCGCAAGCUUAACACCACCAAGUGAACGUGGUAGUGACACAAGCAACAGUGCCGACUGGACCGACAUCUCCGACGAGGAUGAGACGGGUGAGCGGGCCGAUGUGACGACGGCGAUGGCCACGGGGGGAUCGAAGCGACCGAACUUUAUCGUCGUACGGGAGCGCAAGCGGACGCAUCAGACACCGUUAAGGUCGCGGAAACUGGCUCGCAUCUCGCACCCGAAGAUAGACGACGAUUCCGAUCAUCACUAUGAAUCGCUUUACUCGAUCGGUUCGAACGAUGGGCGCCACCAGCACCAGCACGAUUCCAACUACACCACCUUACCGCCGCACGCGGAAGGAUCCCUGCUUUCCGGGAAUGCCGCGUCCGGGGUCAACUUCCACGAGCAUCGAGCCGGUGGUGGUGGUGGUGAUGCAAGUGCCGCAAUGCUACUUCCCCCUGACGACGAGUUCGACUCGUUCGACAGCGAUGACACGGAAUACGAGGACGAAGACGACGAUCGGAACCGAGCCCGAACGGACAGUGGAGUGGACAUACGGAAUGCGAAGCUGCCCGAUCCACCACCGUCCAGCAGUCAGGUGUACGUGCUGGUGCAAAAGAUCAAGAACCUCGGCACACUGUCGGAGAUAGCGAAAAGCUUCCACAAGCUGUCCAAGAAAAAGGGAACCAAAGGCGCUACUACGACGACCGGUGCCGGUGGUGGUACGUACGAGAAUACGGUCCUGGGCUCGAAGCACGCCGGCACCAAAACAGGAUCCAAAGGAAUGAGCUCCUCCACUUCCUCGAAAUCGUUCAAACUGCCGCCUCUCCCUUUAGUCGGUGGCGGUGGUGGUGUGCCAAAACCACCACCGGAGGACUACGAGGGGGCAGCAGUCGGCUCACCGCACUCCGGGUCGCAUCCGGCGCCGCCUGGUUCGUCCUUGCUGCUGCCGGCUUCCUCGCCAUCCUUGUCUUCGGCGUCCACCACGGCUAAUCGCGCUGCUGCGGCGACGCCGCUCAUCUCUAGUCCCGUGCCGGAGCAAUCGUCGUCCGCCGGUGUGCGCAGCACGAGCGAGUCCAGCAACGUGAGCGGCAAUGUGCCGAAAGCCCCCGGCACCGCGGGUUUCUCCCCGGCCGACGGUGCGACGCGCAAAAAGUCCAAGAGUACCAAAUCGCUGCGCUCGAAGCUGCGCAAAAGUCUCGUGUCCGAUUCGACCAGCCUCAACAUCGGAAGCUCGUUCAACGGGUCCCGCAGCACGUUCUACGUAACGUCGGCCGAUGUGGAUUCGGGCAUCUUUAACGGGUCGGACGGUUGCCUCAAUCCAUCCGCCAGCAGUGUGUCCCAGUCGCAGGAGAUGCCAACGAAACCGGUCGAAGACAAUCGACGAAAAUCGAUUGCCUCUGCAACCGGGACGACGGGUCACGGGCGUCCAACGAUACCGCCACCACCGCCACCGGCCGAAGCGGGCAGGAAGACGGCAGCAUCUUCCUCCGUUUCGCCCCUGCUGGCCGCAAGCAACAGCAAGUCGGUGAGCAAGAAGCUGGGCGCUACCUCCUGGUACGCGGAGUGUGGCGUCUUCAAGCAGCCGCACUCCUUCGGCACCGGAAGCGAUCAGUCGCUGAGCAAUGGAAAGGGCGAUGGUAGCAUCAGUCCCCGCAGCUCCCUACCACCAAAGGACGGCGGGCCUACCGGUGCUGGACCUGGUGGUGGCAUUGGCGGCAGCGCCGGCGAUCGCACACUCACCAGCAAUGGGCACACGUCGGCCUCGUCGUGGUACGCGGACAUCUACCAAACCAGUGGCGCAUCGGUGGCGAGUUCGAGCGAAAGCUCGGGCGUCUCUACCGGCGGAGAGGGUGGACCGGGCGACGAUCAUUCGCACAGCAUGUUUGUGAACGAACCGCUGUACCAGAUUUACAAUGCCGCCAAGCUGGAAUCGAUCACGCGGGACAUUGAUGCGGAAAUUAGUGGCCGCUCGGAGGCGGAGCUGUACGACGAUGGGUACGAGAAGAUUGCGGAGCGAAACCGCCGACGGAAAACGGGAGGCGCCGGCGAGCAGGAGGGAGCAGAGGAAGGUGAUGAAGGUGGCUGCUCCAGCAGCUCGGGCAGCUCGUCCACCGAUGGGGACGAUCGGGGCGAUGAUUCCGCGAUGCAUUUGCGCAAACCUUCGCGUCCAACGGCGCUGGAGCUGAUUGAGCCGCACAUUGGCAAACUGCGUACGCUUUGGUGCGAAGUGCCGGAGGUUCGAAAUUCCGAGAUACUGGCUACCCUAACGCCGACGGAAAAGCGGCUACAGGAAGCCAAGUUCGAGAUACUCACCUCGGAAGCGUCCUACCUGAAAUCGCUCAAUCUGCUCCGGACGCACUUUGUCAACCAUCCUGCCUUCCGCGACACGCGCAUCCUCAGCUCCUCGGAGCGGAAAACGCUCUUCUCCUCCAUCAUACCGGUGCAGGAGUGCUCGGACCGGUUGCUGUGCGAUCUGGAAAACUGCUGGCAGGACAACAUUAUGCUGCUCGGGCUGAGCCACAGCAUCUACAAGCACGCGGAGAAGCACUUCCACGUGUACGUGACGUACUGUGAGCAUCAGGCCAAGAUCGAUCGCACCCUGAAAGCGCUCAAAGCCAACAAGCCGGAGUUUGCGCGCACACUGGCCGCGCUCGAGGCGGACCCAGUCUGCUGCAGUCUCAGUUUGUCCUCCUUUCUGAUGCUACCGAUGCAGCGCAUUACGCGCAUGCGCCUGCUGCUGGACGCGGUGCUGCAGCGCUGCCAUCCGGACGAUGACGACGAGUUCGGCAGCUGGGAGAGUACGUUCGUGCUGAUCAAUCGCAUCCUGACGCAGUGCAACGAUGCGGCCCAUCGCAGCGAGCAGCUGUACGAGAUGGAGCUGCUGUCGCGGCAGAUCGAGUUCCCGACGAACGUGCGGCCGCUGGCGAUCGUGCCGUGCGGUAUCGGGGCCGCCCCCAGCACGAUGCACCGGAAGCUGGAGAAGCGCGGCGAUCUGGUGCACGUGCUGUGGCGCGGGGACGAUGCGAAGCUCACGUUCGGCAAGAAGUUCUCCAAGAGCAAUGUGUACGCGUUCCUCUUUACCGAUUUGCUUGUGUUGACCAAAAAGAAAAGCGAUGAAAGCUAUCUUGUGAUCGAUUACUGUCAGCGGGCAUUGCUGACCGUCAGCUCGGGCGAUAUUGUGACCGGUCUGCCGGCCAAAGAGAUGCAAACAAUCGGUAAAAAUCUCAUCAUCAUGACACUGCUGGAGAACCACGAGGGCAAGACAAUCGAAAUGAUUCUUAGCUGCCCGUCCGAAACGGAACGCGAACGCUGGCUCAUGGUGACGGAACCGCCGGCCUCGGAAAACCCGGACGAGAAGAUCUACGAGCAGUGGGACUGUCCGCAGGUGAUAGCCGUCCAUCCCUACCAAGCGCUGCAACCGGACGAACUCGAUCUCGACAUCAAGGACGUGGUGAACGUGCAUCGGAAGAUGGCCGACGGCUGGUACGAAGGUGAACGUAUUCGUGACGGUGCCGUCGGUUGGUUCCCGAGCAACUACACGAAGGAAAUCCCGUCGGCCCACAUACGGGCGAAGCACAUCAAGCAGCGCCACCUGCUGCUAACGUACACCUCCAAGUACAUCGACACUGCCACUAAAGCCCAUCAUCAUUACCACAAUUACUAUCAUCAACCGCAGCACCAGCAGCAGCAUCAUCAUCAUCAACUUCAUCAUAAACAGCAGCAUUUGCAGCAUCAGCAGCAGUAUCAUCAUCAUCAUCAACAGCAGCAAAGCAAAAAGUGAAAUAAAACCGUGAUUGUGUACUGUACUUAGAAAUAGAGAGAGGGAGAGAGAGAGAGCGUGCGAGCAUUUUGAAGGGAAGUGAAUUUGUACAAUGGAAUAUAUCUAACACACCUGUACAGAGCUGUGUGCUGUUAAGGUUGCCGCAGUUUUUAGACCGUCAAGGUGGGGAGGGGUGUGGGCACAUCAGCACCGCUCCCGCGCUCUCGCCGGUCAAGCAAUAGUAGAAUAAGGGUAGGAUAGUUUUAGCCGUUCGCGUAUCUAGAAUAUCGCUAGUAGUGUUGUACUAUACCGUGUAGAUAUAGCCCCCCUGUUUCAUGCCAACAUUUCGCUCUAUCUAAUCGUUACACUGAAUUUAAUGUGAAAUAAAAUGUUAUUGAAUCAAA